AUGCUUUUGCCGAGCGUACCAGCGGGAACGAACCCGUUCACCGUCUACAAGUCCGCGCUCCAAGCCCGCAUGCAUGCGACGCCCUCGGACGGGUUCGUCGCGCGUCUUGCGGUUUUGUUCGGGUGGUGCACUCUACUCAUCGUUCUCUCAGCGGCGUACUGGCUCGCGCUGAACUACGAGUCGUGGGCCAACGGUCAGGCCAGCCCGAUCUGGCUCUUCCGCAGGAUCCGCCGCCGCCGCGGUAGCUAUAUCAUCACGAACGGCAAGCUCGUCUUGGUCUCCCUUUCCAUCGUCUCAAGCGCAAUCCUGCUCGCCUAUCUCGUCGGAAUUUACAAGCUAUACGUCCUGCACGGUCCGGAACGCCGCAUCUCAACGCUUUGGGCGAGUCUGCCGUUCUUCACGCAGAGCUGGCUCAUCACCUGGUCCGCCCUCCAAGCCUCCCUCUUGGCCGGUGACGCCGCGACGACCAAACCCGUCUUCUCCGCUCGCACCGCCAACGUUCUCUUCGUCGGUCUCGGCAGCUUUGGCGGCGCAGCAGUACUCGCUUGCGUCAUACUGGCGGAAAUUAUCGAGCGUGAAGUCCUGCGCGAGGUCGGAAACGUUGUCGCCAAAUUGACGACCUUCGAGACGGCUUGGACGCCCGGAAGCGACGUCAUCGGUCCUUUGCUCGCCCUCAAGCCGGCCUUCGAUGAACUCGCUCAAGACGCUGAGCGGGCACACCGCAUCGAACUCGGCAUCUACGCCGUCUUCAUCACGGUCCCCGUCGUCAUCAUCACCGUCAACAUCGCUGCGCUCCGCCUCGCGAAGGUUAUCGGCGCCCAGGUCAAGUACAACUUGCAGCUCAUCCGACCCAGCACGGCCUUUUCGAACCGCAAUCCGCAGACGAAUCGCAUCUCGGGCUUCAUCCGCGACCUCCGCUUCGCGCCCGUCAAGCGUAGCGACCUCGUCGAGAUGGGCGAACAAGCACGCGGUACGGGCGAAUGGGAACGUCUUCGCAACAUCUUGAUGCUCAGCAAGGCGCAGAAGGAGCUCGUCAUCACUUCCUGGAUCCUGAUCGUCAUGCUCAGCAGUACUCUCGCCUUCAUCAUCUACGCUCUCUACCUUCUCGUGAACCGCCAGCUUGUGCCUUCGAAUUGGGCGGCCACCGAGACCGUCUUGCUCUUCAUUCCCUGGGUCUACAGCGUCCCGAUGAACCUCAUCCUCAUCGCCCUUCUGUACCUCCUCUGGGACAGCCGCUCGCUCCGCCCUCGUCUCGCCAAACGCAACUCGGCUCGCCACUCUCCGCCCAACGACGGCGUUCACGUCACGAUCGACAGGAGCGUCCACGUCGAGAGCGACUCGUCGGUGCACAUCAACCUUCAGGACGCGGACAAGGCUGCGCAAGUCGUCGAGAAGAAGGGCGUCGCCUACCCGGCUUCUGGCCACCUCUCUCCUCGCUCGCCCGUCUUCGUCUACGACACGGGCCUCUGA
Rhodotorula toruloides NP11 is the source of this 1470-nucleotide messenger RNA. RefSeq lists its product as uncharacterized. Bases 1 to 1470 code for a protein of 489 amino acids. The record is from RefSeq and is a predicted model, not a curated record. Lineage: Eukaryota; Fungi; Basidiomycota; Microbotryomycetes; Sporidiobolales; Sporidiobolaceae. The transcript is spliced from 9 exons.